Molecule: messenger RNA, 3192 nt
Organism: Colletotrichum orchidophilum
Lineage: Eukaryota; Fungi; Ascomycota; Sordariomycetes; Glomerellales; Glomerellaceae
Product: dihydroxyacid dehydratase
Exons: 2
Coding region: 1-3192 (1063 amino acids)
Source: RefSeq, a predicted model, not a curated record
AUGGCUACCAACGAGCAUUAUGACCUCUUAUUCCUGACGGACGCCACGGUGUCUAUGAGCAGCUGCCUUCAAGCUCUCAGCAAGUCUCUUCCAGACAUCAUUCGGCUUUCUGCUCUGACGGACUGCUUCGAUCGGAUUGGAGUCAUGGCCUACCGCGACUACUCUGCCACCACGUUGACCGAAUGGUCAGGAUGGACCUCGGCAAACUCCACGACCUACAACACAAUCACACAGACCGAGCUGCUCCAAAUGGCCAGCAAGAUCAAGGCAGAUUCUGGCUGGAACAAUGUCGAUUGGCCCGAGGCUGCAAAGUCUGGACUCGCCCGAGCCUACAGCGUCAUGCGUCCAGAAGCCAACACCAUCAUCAUCCUCUACGCCGAUGCUCCUCCUCACCUCCCGGGAACCACAACUAAGAACAGAAUUACCGAGAUUGAAAGCCUUUCCAAGCCUGGAACCUUCGACGACUGUGGAAAGCACUUUGUCGAUUGGGUUACUGGCGCCAAGAUCCUUCGCGACAGCGACAAGAAGGCCAAGGUUUUCUCCGUCAUCCAGGGUGGCAUCAGCGACAGCGUUGCCCCCUUCACCUUCCUCUCGCACAUUACGGGGGGAGCCAGCUUCGAGCUCGAUAACCGGCAUUCCGAUAUCUCAACUUCGGAUGCCAUCUCACAGUUGACCACUGGUAUCCUGAUGGCCUGGAUGGGUGUAGGGAAGCACGGCGGUGCAGCAUCCGGCCAGCGGACCUUCGCCAGAGCCUGCCAGUACAAAAGUACCUAUAAAAUUGAGGACAUCAAAAGCGAAGAGGACGAGAAUGUUGAGCAAUACUUUUCUAUUGCUCGCCAUAUGAACUCCACCGUUGAGAGAAACAUUGCGUCGACACCUACCAACCUCGACGACCUGCGAAAAGUUGUCGAAGCUCGGAAGACGCCCCUUCUAGACUUCUCAAAGAGAUACAAGGCUGAUGAAUCCUACCGCAAUCUUGUUGUCAGCCAACUCGAGCCCCUGAUUGUGGCUGAUGUCACCACCAUUGCCAUCAACCCUGUGUUUGGCAGCCUCUGGCGAGCCGUCUGCAACGACCGCGACAACCCAGCUCGUGACGGACUCAUCCAGGCCUUUGGGUACUCUAUCAACCGCAUCCCCGAUCCGGAAAAGAAAGCUCGGAUGAAGGUCUGGCUCGAAGAAUCCUACGACUACGCGGCAGAAAUCCUAGAAGCCAUCGACAAGGUGCCUGAGCACGAGAGGUACCCCUGCGUCUUUCUCGAUCCCACCGAGCAGUUCGAGACCACUGCAGAGGACGGAGAUGAAGACGAGCACGCUGAAAAGCGUGCUGUCACCGAAUUCACACGAGAUGAACUCCUAGAGAUUGGCCGCUCCUGCGACAACCGUAUCCUGCGGAGACUCGGCCGAGUCCUUACACGGCUGACCUACGUGGCCUGCGAAGAGGACCUGCCAGCUCAUAUCAGAGCUGAUUCCAACGUCGCGCGCAUUCCCAUGGCUCUCUCGUCUCCUAUUCACCAGCGAAAGUUUUGGAAGGUUCUCUUGCAUCUCAUACUUCCUGGGACCAUGUUAGCAGCCCGUCCAGCUGCCCUACUUGCAGCCCUUGCCCUGCGACUGGGCAUUCGACCCCUCACGGACACUGCAGAUAGAGAACUACUCACUUUCACUACGAGGUGGAACUCUUUGGACAUUCCGGAGACCUGGAAUGCCAGCUGCCUCUCGCUGCUUCUAGACGCUGACAAGGACUUUGAGAGACGAGUUGCUCGAGGCAUAACACACCGUCCAGCUCCGGAUGUUCACAUUCUCCUUCACAAUGACCGGUGUCUGUUCGAGACUCUGGUAGACUACAAGCUCCUCGAGUUGAACCUAAACACGACUCUUCAGGCCAGGAUUGGCUGGCAACCUGACAAGUCCAAGGUCGCUCUUGGGCCUAUGGUCAUUUGCAAGAGUUGCGAAUUUCCUCGCUCAGUCACCAUCAUGGGACCGGACAGCAUUUGUGGCCUAUGUACUGAGACCUCCCACUGUAGCUGUAAGACCUGUCAGGCUGUCCCAGAUCAAGAAGUCCGACGCUGCACCAACGUGGCUCGCGAUUAUACUGAGGAAACUGAAGCUACGUGGGUCGAAUGUUUCACGCCAACAUGCCGCGCUCAGUACGUCGUCUACAACCCCCAGGCACUGAACGUGCGGGCCAAGUGCUACUACUGCCGACACCAGGGAUCCAACAUCAUCUGGCCAGAGACAUACCGUCCUCACGACCUAGAAAUUUCGACCUUCAAGUGCCCCGCUUGCACAACCAACAGAGUCACCAUCAUCGAUUACGAAACCUCGGCCAAGUUGUUGAGCAGCGAGAACGGCGUUUCGUGGCUCCUUCGGAACGACGAUUCGACAAUAAAGGACCCAUUCAACGGCCGGUCUCUGUUCUACACCAUCUCUCAUGUAGCGGAAUCGGGCCGGGAGUCACUUGCAAAGAACGUCGAGGUCAUCCCAGCAGCUCAGCAGCAGGCACAGCUCACCAUUCGUGGCAAGGCAAUCCACAACCAGGAUAAAAUCUUUGAUUCCCUCCGCACGUGGGUACAGUCUCGACGUACCGAGGCUGGAGUUUGCAGCUUAUGCUUUUCCAACAUCCGGAAGACCGAUAUUCGGAAGGCUUGUGGUCGCUCUGGCUGCCAUCAGCAGAUCUGCAAUGGUUGCAUGAAGGAUUGGUACGGUCUCAAUGUCCGUGGAAGACUACUCAAUCUUGCUGCCCUCUCUUGCCCCUUCUGCCGCCGCCAGCCAACUAUCAAGACCGUCUCUAGGUUUGGUAUAUCCCACAUAGGAGACCUGCAGACGGCGGCCACCGACAGAGAAUGGAUAUACGGCUGGUGCAGAGACUGCGGCUUUGCCCGGAGAUAUGCUGAGCGGGUUUGUGCUACUGGAGCUCCCGAAAUCUCGGACUGGUCAUGCGAUGAGUGCAAGGAGAGCAAGGGUGCCAAGAGGUUAAAGGUGCGCAAGUGCCCCGGUUGCGGCACUCCUACGGAAAAGAUGGGCGGGUGUGACCAUAUUACAUGCACCGUUCCAGGGUGCCAUGCUCAUUGGUGCUUCUUCUGUGGCGAGAAUGUCGGCAUGGAUGAUAUAUACACUCAUAUGAGUGAGGCUCAUGGGGGCAUGUGGGCAGGGGGUGACGAGGACGAGGACGAGGACGAUUAUGGGGACGAAUAG